Sycon ciliatum is the source of this 3348-nucleotide messenger RNA. RefSeq lists its product as uncharacterized. The coding region runs from base 50 to 2395 and encodes 781 amino acids. Gene Ontology annotation, cellular component: cytoplasm. NCBI's taxonomy places the organism in Eukaryota, Metazoa, Porifera, Calcarea, Leucosolenida, Sycettidae. Gene Ontology annotation, biological process: protein phosphorylation; signal transduction. Gene Ontology annotation, molecular function: protein kinase activity; protein binding; ATP binding. The transcript has 8 exons. The record is from RefSeq and is a predicted model, not a curated record.
GUGCGAGAGCAAGACGAUUGUGUGUUACACUAUUAUUAUUAUUACUGAAAUGGCAGCGUUGAACUUUGAGACUCAGCUCCAAGAGAUACUUGGUGUCCCAGACUCAAUUUGGCUGGGAUUCUUCCAAGUUGACCUGAACAAACCCGAGAUAGGCCGUGGCUCGGAUGCCACUGUGUAUACAAGUGAGUUGGAGGGUCUCCCUGUUGCUGUGAAGGUCUUACAUAGUAUUUUACUCCAACAGGGCAAUGUCGGGCGUGCAGCUCUUCUGCAGCGAUUCGGCACUGAGUGCCUAGUCAUGCGGCGACUGCAACAUGAAAGAAUUGUGCGACUGCUCGGGAUCGGCAUUGCUCCCAAUCAAUCUCCGUGUAUAGUGGUAGAACUGAUGGCCGGCUCGCUAGGUGAUCGAAUUGGAGUUGUUCCAAGAGAGCCAUUCGCGCAAAGCCUUCAGUAUCUUGUCGACACGGCGGAAGGUUUGCGCUUUCUUCACGGCAAGAACAUUUUGCAUCGCGAUUUGAAACCCCACAACAUCUUGAUCACGGCAGGGAGAGCCAAGAUAGCUGAUGUAGGUUUGGCCCGCUCUCUUCACGGUGGUCAAGGUGCAGACUUGACAACUCUGACACGGUGCCCCGGUACGCCUUAUUUUAUGCCGCCAGAGAGCCUGCAAGUGGGCACAACAUACGACGAGAAACUGGAUGUGUUUUCUCUAGGAGUGGUGAUGCUGUCGCUGCUUGUGGGACGACCGCCUUCCCCAACUGAAGCUACUGUUCUGCUGGAGAAUGGAACGCGGAGAUCAGUUCCGGAGGGUCGCCGACGCAAAGCAGAUCUGGAUCGACUGGGCUCGGAUCACCCACUGCAUUCUCUAAUCGUGUCGUGUCUGCAUGAUGAUCCUGGAUCUAGACCAACAUCGGCUGAUGUUCACAUGCACUUACUGCAGAUCUCACUUCCCUCUAUGUCCGCAGAUCGCUAUUUGAGUCAGUUUGCAGACAUUCUGACCCAACUGCAAACGAUUUCCACACAACAACAGGCAAUCAUCACCCGAGUGACAGCUGUGGAAGAGAAAGUGAACGGCAUGGAUGCAUUGAGGGAGAGAGUUGCCAACAUCGACACUAACCUCAGUGCUCACUCAUCAACACUCGCUUCCAUCAACUGCUCCAUGGAUUCACGCUCGGCUGCAGUGGAUACACGCUUGGCUGCAGUGGAUUCACGCUCGGCUGCAGUGGACUCACGCAUUGCUGCGCUGGAAUCACGUGCCUCCAGACCGUCGUCUAGUGCCAGUACUCAACGUCUGACGGCGACUACCUCACACAGCCGUGACCAUGGUGACUCUAUUCCCCAGUCCACUCCAUCACCACGCAGUGCAUCUUCUGCUACACCGCCGAUGACGUCAUCCAGCGCUUCCUCAGCUCCAACACAGGCUAGAGUGCCAAGACAAGGGUCAGCCUCAGAUCAGACUACCUUGCCCAGAAACACGUUGUCAGCAUCACCAUCCGCAGCAUCAUCAUCAGCAGCAUCAGUAGUAGCUACAUCUCCACCACAGAAGCGUGAUUACACACAGAUCCGCAAAUCAAGGUAUUCAUUCGGUAGCAAGGGCAGUGGGAGAGAUCAGUUUGACAGGCCUUGGGGACUAGCAACCAACAAAGCUGGUGACCUGAUCAUCUGUGACUACAACAACCAGAGAAUAAAGAUACACGGUGUUGAUGGCCGGUUCAAGCAGACGACUGGUCAGGAGGGUACAAACUGUGGAGAGUUCCGUGGCCCAGCAGCCGUGCAUGUAACAGAUGAUGAACGAGUGAUCAUUGUUGAUACUUCCAACAACCGACUACAGAUCACUGACGAGGACUUCUCCGAGUUCAGCACCAUAGGAAGGCAUGAAUCAGGAAUUGGCGAGUUCAAUUUCCCAACUGGUGUUGUCGAAGUGAACCACAGCGCACUGGGCCAGUGCCUUGCUGUGACGGAUACAGGGAAUCAUCGGGUUCAAAUUGUGCCAUGCAGUGGUGAGACAGGAUAUGCGUUUGGAACAAGAGGUAGUGGUCAAGGCCAAUUUCAAGAUCCAAGAGGCAUCGCAGUGUACCUCAACAGGUUGUUUAUUGCUGAUAGUGGCAACGAUCGCAUCCAGGUGAUGACCGUCGAUGGAGAGUAUAUCACUUCGUUCGGUUCUUGGGGCAGCGCUUUUGGUCAGCUGCAGGAACCGGAAAGUGUCACUACAGAUACCUACGGCAAUGUACUAGUCGCAGAUUCUGGCAAUGGACGUGUUAUGGUAUAUGCCGCAGAAACUUACACACCACUGGCUGAGUUUGGAAAAGGAGAGCUGGACGAUCCGAUGGGUGCCUGCGUGACAAGUGAGGGUUUAGUAGCUGUUUCCGAUUGGGGUGUUCACAAGAUUUUCGUGUUUUGAAGGUUUCUUGUUAGACACCUGUCAUCAGUCACUUGCUCACACUUUUUUAUGCAUCAUAACGUAAAUGACCACAGCGUGACACAAACUGAACUUGUAUCCCAUCCUACUCCUCUGCUCUCUCCCCCCCCCUCCUCCCCAACACACGCACACACACAAACACAAACACACACACACACACACACAUACACACACAUAAACACAACCCCUUAAUUGUACAUCCUCAAUAAUUUUCAGUUGCCUUUUCUACACUUCUCAUUGAGAAUUUUGUUUUCCUCCACUCAUCCGCCGCCUUGCUUGGUGACGUGUUCUAUCUUACAGCACUCUCACAUGAGCUGAACACAUCUCACGUACUUUAUACCACAGUACUUCGAUUUCUUUAAUGGAUUAGGUAGAUGCCGCAACAGUUAUUCCACUCCAGUUAUUCUUAGGUAGCUUCUGGUUCCCGGUGUUUAUUAACCCGGGUAUCUCAGAAAAGAACGUUUGCAAUUGCUAGAAUGCCAUUUGUAUCCAGUGGUGGAUAUAUUUUUGCUUUGGUUCUUUCCUCAUCGUUUUUAUCCUUGGCUCUCCAUCUGAGUUCAUUAUACAUUAUAAUGUACGCUGUAAUAGUUCUGAUUUUUUUUAACAUUUUACUUGUUAGAUUGUUUUGUAGCAGAUAAAUCAUAUUCCCCUCUUCGGUUCUACGUAUCCAUGAACCUUCCAAGUUGGAAGGUUGUUGGUUUGCGCACUGGAGAUGUGCUAGAGCUAGAUCUCGGGUCGUUGAAUGUCUCAGUACUGAGUCAGUAGCCUGUCAGUUUUGUGCCCUAUUAUCGCACUUUCUGACCGUUUAUUAUCUUGUUACAGUCGUGGAUAGUUGCUGCAUAACUCGUUCUCAUGUGUUUCUUCUCUUCUUUACAUUAAUCAUAUGAUUAGGAUAUCUAUGCAACAGUUAGUUUGAAUUGUUCACAUCGACAUCA